Molecule: messenger RNA, 2213 nt
Organism: Sinocyclocheilus anshuiensis
Lineage: Eukaryota; Metazoa; Chordata; Actinopteri; Cypriniformes; Cyprinidae
Product: dnaJ homolog subfamily B member 1-like
Exons: 4
Coding region: 347-1207 (286 amino acids)
Biological process (GO): negative regulation of transcription by RNA polymerase II
Cellular component (GO): cytosol
Molecular function (GO): transcription corepressor activity; Hsp70 protein binding
Source: RefSeq, a predicted model, not a curated record
UCAUUUUUCUCGGACUUUCUGCGGACGCUCGGCGACGUUGACAACUAGAUUACAGUGCGUUUCGCCGGGAACUCUGUGAUAUUAAAGUUUUACAUCGAUUAAAGUUAGAAGAGUCUUGGGAAAAUGAUCGCAUAUUGGAGGGACGCGGCAGUGGCUGUGCGCGAUAUGUGAGGAUUUGGAUAAAUAACUUAAAAACAGUUUGAUAAAUUCCAUCCGAGCGCUUCACGUUCGACAGGAUAGGAGGAGGGGGAUCGUUUAAAAUUAGUCCGAUCGGUCAAUAUUCGGAGGAUAUCGACAUAUGGAAACGGGUAGUUGAACAACAGCGGGGUUUUAGUCGAGUGUUGUGAUGGGUAAAGAUUAUUACAGGAUCCUGGGGCUAGCGAAGGGCGCCUCAGAUGAGGAGAUCAAGAAAGCCUACAGAAAACAAGCUUUGAGAUUUCAUCCCGACAAAAACAAAUCAGCCGGAGCAGAAGAUAAAUUCAAAGAGAUCGCCGAAGCUUACGAUGUCCUGAGCGAUGCCAAGAAGAAAGACAUCUAUGACAGAUGUGGAGAGGAUGGGCUCAAGGGACACGCCGGAGGUGGCUGCAAUGGCCCUAGCUAUACUUUUCACGGCGAUCCUCACGCCAUGUUUGCAGAGUUCUUUGGUGGCCGUAGCCCAUUCGAUCAGUUUUUUGCGUCUGCUGGGGGCGCAGAUGAUGACAUGGACAUUGAUGACCCCUUUGCAGCCUUCGGAAUGGGAGGAAUGGGCGGACGCACCAAUAUGGCGGCGACGAUCCUGGGGCUAGCGAAGGGCGCCUCAGAUGAGGAGAUCAAGAAAGCCUACAGAAAACAAGCUUUGAGAUUUCAUCCCGACAAAAACAAAUCAGCCGGAGCAGAAGAUAAAUUCAAAGAGAUCGCCGAAGCUUACGAUGUCCUGAGCGAUGCCAAGAAGAAAGACAUCUAUGACAGAUGUGGAGAGGAUGCAUCACUUACUCAGGCUCUAUGCGGCUGCACCAUCAGCGCCCCCACCUUGGAUGGUAGAACUGUCACAGUGACAUCACGUGAUGUCAUCAAACCCGGUAUGAAGAAGAGGAUAGUGGGAGAAGGACUGCCACUGUCCAAAUGUCCUGAAAAGAGAGGAGACAUGGUGCUAGAGUUCUCAGUGAAAUUUCCGGACAAGUUGGGACCGAGUGCCCGUGAAUCUCUGGUUCAGAUCCUACCACCUUGAGCGUUGCAACCGCUGGAGGACAGACUCUCAACACACAGAUCCUAUGAUUGGGCCCUUCUGAUUUUCUAGAUAUUAUUGCAGCUGAAAGUAUCAGUGGUAAAUACACAAAAGUCAAGCUCAGAGAAACACAAUAGAGCUCCCAACAGAUUAUUUAUACCCGCUUACUUAUAUUGCAAUGCACUUUUACAGAACUCUGUGAAACAUUUCAGAAGUAAUAUAUUGACUUUCACACAUAGUUUAGCAGUACCUCCAAGUAAAUGCUCCGUCAUCCUCUUGUUUGCUUCUUCAGGUUUCUUUCCCCUUGAACCUUUAUAUUUUCUUUUAUUAAAAUAAUAUUCCAAUUUUAGUCUCUGAGCAGUCAACAUUGUACUUAACAGUAAUGUCAAUGCUGAACAAUAGGGUUUUAUACAUUCCUGAGGAUCUCAAAUAGUAAUUGUAGAAGUGUGUGUGUGUGUGUGUGUGUGUGUGUGAGAUUGUGGGUGUGUGAAAUCCCAAUGACGGGGCUGCUGGGGAGCCGAGUUUCUUUGCAUAGAGUGAGCCCAGGAAAUUCCAAGGGCUCCUGAGCAUUAUCACAGUGCUUCCAGAGCAUGUUAAAGUGUGGUUACAUUUACUAUUGCGUGAUACAAUUUCCCUGGGGAAAUGGAGUCAUUCCAAUCCACCUCAUUUGUCAAUGUUGAAGUAAGCUAUCUUCUAUGAAUGUGCGAGAUUUCCGAUUCAUUAGGCGCUAUAGGUAAAUAACUAGAUGAAUAGACCAUAGACAUGGGCGUAGUGUCCGUGAUGUCACUCAUAGGUUUCUGAAGAGCAUUUUUGAAGCCCCAAGUGGGCGGAGCCGGCCGUCGCCAUCUUGGCAGUACGUCACUCCUGGAUAAUUGGAAAUGGGCAAAGAGGCAGGACACGGGUGGAGCUGAGGUGCCUGGUUGCUGAAACCAAGCCUGCCUAGCUCCACAAGCAGGCAAUCCACCUGUCACUCAAGUGGCCACGCCCUUAAUUAUGCAGAAUUUUAUUA